GAACUUGUUAGUUAUACUCUCAAUAAUAAUGAAGUUAUUACUCGUAUUGUCGGCUAUUGUUUUAGCCGUAAACUCGUUGCCAGUCAAUGAAAAUGGUGGUAAAAAUUGGGUUGUCCUAGUAGCUGGCUCAAACACCUGGUGGAACUACAGACAUCAGGCCGACAUAUACCACGCGUACCAAAUAGUGAAGGCUAACGGUAUCCCCGAUGAGAAUAUCAUUGUCUUCCACUACGACGAUAUUGCAAACAAUAAGGAAAAUAAGUACCCUGGUAAAGUAUUCAAUAACCCCGACCACAAGGAUGUCUACCACGGUGUCCCCAAAGACUACACUGGUGAUGAUGUCACUCCCACGAACUUUUUGAAAGCCCUGUUAGGGGACAAGGAUUUGGAGAGCUCUGGUAAAAAGGUGUUGAACUCGGGACCCAACGACAACGUGUUUGUCUUUUUCGAUGACCAUGGUGCUGUUGACCUAGUUGCUUUCCCCAAGACCUAUUUAUACGGCGAGAACCUCACCUCAACUCUUAAGGAAAUGCAUACCCAGAACAAAUACAACAAGCUCGUUUUCUACAUCGAGGCCUGCGAAGCCGGCUCUAUGUUCGCCAAACUGUUGCCCACCGACAUCAACAUCUACGCCACGACUGCCUCCAGUCCCAAUGAAUCCAGCUAUGCCUGGUAUGACGACACCGAGUUGGGCACAUACCUGGGCGAUGAGUAUAGUAUCCAUUGGAUGGAAGAGGCAGAACAGGCCACUGACACGACUACCCUCGAGGACCAGUUCCAGUGGACCAAAACCAAGACUACCAAAUCACAUGUCCAACACUACGGCGACCUGUCUAUUGCCAAAUUGCCCCUGUCUCAAUUCUUGGGUUUGUACACAAUAACUCCUAUUUAUAAAAAUCUUAUGAACCUACAUUUGCUACGUCGAGUAGUAAAAGAAAAUCGGCGACACCUGUGACCCGAUCUAACAGCCGAACCGCAGUCGACAAUAAGGACGUGCCGUUGGCUAUGGCUAAGGGCGAGGA
Oppiella nova is the source of this 1022-nucleotide messenger RNA. The record is from the annotation of a GenBank genome assembly. NCBI's taxonomy places the organism in Eukaryota, Metazoa, Arthropoda, Arachnida, Sarcoptiformes, Oppiidae.